Molecule: messenger RNA, 8976 nt
Organism: Thunnus maccoyii (southern bluefin tuna)
Lineage: Eukaryota; Metazoa; Chordata; Actinopteri; Scombriformes; Scombridae
Gene: crebrf
Product: creb3 regulatory factor
Exons: 10
Coding region: 356-2506 (716 amino acids)
Biological process (GO): response to unfolded protein; regulation of transcription by RNA polymerase II
Cellular component (GO): nucleus
Molecular function (GO): DNA-binding transcription factor activity, RNA polymerase II-specific; RNA polymerase II transcription regulatory region sequence-specific DNA binding
Source: RefSeq, a predicted model, not a curated record
CCCGAGAGAGCUGCAACAGCGUGUGGACUCCAUUGAAAAUGGGGCCUUAAUACCUCCAACACGAGAGCAUACACGAGGUCCAACACGGAGCCAGACGUAUGCAUGGGCAUCCUAAAAACCUGAAGCAUACAGAGAACCCCAACAGACCACAACAGACCGGACGAGGUCGAGCCCAGUUACUGAACCCCCAUCCCCCUGUCCCCUUUCCCCCCAGCUCUGCAAGGCUGCAUCCACCACCACUCUGCAUUCAUCUCCCUCAGCAGUAAUUUACUGUGCUGAUCAGACAACCUCACACCACUGGGACUGGACAGGAGACCCAGAGGUUCCCCUCGCUGGAACUAAGCUGUGCCUGGCAAUGCCUCAGCCCAGCGUCAGUGGGAUGGAGCCUCCCUUUGGGGACGACUUUCAGAACUACUCGUUUGCUGACCAGGCCCUGACCAGCACCGAGCUGCUCGCCACGAGCGCUGACCCAGAUUUCAUGUACGAACUGGACAGAGACAUGACCCACCGGCAGAGCCCCUGUGGGGACAGUGUGGUGGGGGUCGGGGACGGAGGCAAGGAGGUGGAGGGCUGUGUGGAUCAGCUCAUGGGUCUGGGCGAAUGUGAGACGGUCUACAGCAGCUCAGCGUUCGAACAGUGGGACUCCUACUGGGAAGACCUCACCAGAUACACGCGGCUGGCCAGCUGUGACAUCUGGGGCACCAAAGAGGUGGACUUCCUUGGAUUGGAUGACUUUUCAAGCCCCUACCAGGAUGAGGAAGUGAUUGGCCGAACCCCGACGCUGGCUCAGCUCAACAGCGAGGAUUCGCAGUCUGUGUGUGAGGCGCUCUACCCCCCUGCUGACCUGACCCUGCCUGCCCCCCAGCCUCCGCUGUCCCAGCUUCCCUGUCACAGUAAGAGACCCCUGGUCCCUGGCCAAGGAUCGGGCCCCGGCAUUGCACGGCCCUCCCCGAGCUCCACAUCCUCCUCCCGUCCUUCCCGCAGCCUUCUCCCAGACUUCCCUGAAGGCUCCCAAAAAGCCACCAGGCCUGUCGCCUCCAGCACCGAGACUAUGGCCAAGACCCAGAACCACCUCAGUUUCAUCCAGGACCACACCCAAGUUCAAACCAAGACUCAGGGGCAGGGAGCCAAGAUGGCAGCCCCAGCCUCCAACGGCUCUGACUUUGUGCGGAAGGCUAAAGUCCGUGUGAGCGCUGUGCAUAAAGCUCAGCCCAACAUGCCUUCCCCGACUGAUUCAGAUACCCCUUUACCACUCUCCAAACCCCAAGAUGAGAAAGCCUCCACUUCAGCUAGCGCCACCUUGGUGGGACUUCCUGCUGCUGCAGCCAGUUGCUCCGGCAGCUUUGAGAGGAGGGCAGAGGGGGCGGGGAGGAGAGAGAUGCCUGUAGCCUGGUCUGCCACUGUGCCUCAACUGGUCGAGGCGAGCCAGGCCAUGGAGGGCAGCACCUCUGGGCUGGUGAGCAGCGGCGAUAGCGUGCCAGGGGUUAGCGGCGGCGUUCUGGUUGUCGAGGGCACGGAGAAAAGCAAGGAGGAGGAGCACAACUACUCUCUCUUCCUGACCCGCAGACUGGCCGGCAGAGCCCACUCCCAGCUGGAGGAGGAGGAGGAAGAGGAGGAGGAGGAGGAGGAAGAGGUGGAGGAGGAGGAAGGAGAAGGGCUGGAGCUAGACGACGAAGACCACGAUGAGGGUUUCGGCAGUGAGCACGAGCUGUCUGAGAACGAGGAGGAGGAGGAGGAAGAGGAGGAGGACGAAGACUACGAAGCAGACAAGGACGACGACAUGAGUGACGCCUUUUCUGAGCCAGGCUGUGACGUGGAGCUGAUGGAGGACAUUAAAGGCCUGACAGCAGGAGUCUCAAGCCGAAAGAGAGGCAAGCGUCGCUACUUCUGGGAGUACAGCGAGCAGCUCACCCCCUCCAAACAGGAACGUAUGCUUAAGCCGUCUGAGUGGGACAGACAUACGCUGCCUAGCAACCUGUACCAGAAGAACGGGCCUCUCCAUGGAAAGUACAUGCUGAAGAAGUCUCGUCGCACAGAUGUGGAAGACUUGACUCCCAAUCCACGCAAGCUGCUGCAGAUUGGCACUGAGCUCCGCAAACUGAACAAGGUGAUCAGUGACUUGACCCCUGUCAGCGAGCUGCCGCUCACUGCACGGCCAUGGUCCCGCAAGGAGAAGAACAAGCUGGCGUCCAGAGCUUGCCGUUUAAAAAAGAAAGCUCAAUAUGAAGCAAACAAGGUGAAGCUCUGGGGACUCAGCACAGAGUACGAUCGGCUGCUGUUUGUGAUCAACGCCAUCAAGGAGGAGAUAGUGGUACGAGUGGAGGACUCUUCUCCACGUUCAACCAACAUGACUGACACUCUGGACAGGCUCAUCCAGGAGACACUUGUGGCACCACCUGUUGCUGGGCAGACUUCGGACUUCGUCAACAAGAUCUUGGAGAACACAGGACGCGGUGAUCCCACUGGCGGACUGGUCGGCCUGCGAGUCCCCACCUCCAAAAUCUAGACGAACUGCGGUCCACUGAGAGGAGUGGACUAAAUAUUACCACCGUGCUGUCCCAUUGUAACUAUGCUCCCCUCUGCAUGCCCCUCCAACCCAGAGUACAUAUACAUCGUUAGCCACACAAACACACAUACCACUCCCUGUGUGUAUGUAUGUGUGCUUGUUUUAGCCAUGCACCUGUAUGGCGUACACCCUAGCUUUCUGUCUCUGCGCACUGCGCGCAGAGUCAGAGCGUCACUGUCUCCCAACCCAUCAUGAGCGCCGGGAAAAGCGUCUCUGUAGGCAAGUGAUGGUUAGGUGUAUAGCUAAUAGCACGUCCUAAAUCCACUGGUGAUUAUUAGAUGUGUUUAACAUAGCAUUGUGUAGGGUCGGUUCUGUCGGAGGUCUGCUUCCUGCAGAGCCAGACCAUGGCUGAGACGGGAGACAGUCACACGAGUGUAACCACUGGAAUACUUUCACAGGUUGUAAUGACAGAGGAAGAAUUGUUACACGUUGGAGGAAACCAUCAAAGGAUAAAAAAAAAAAAAAAAAGUUCCAGUCAUCAUUUCCUAGAACAUGGCAACAAAGAUUAACUCCAGGAUGUUUAAAUUGACACACUCAGUAAAGCACUUUGAUGACAAUAGCUUUGGUUGCCGAGACAGCUGCAGAGAAAAAAGCAGCGUGCUCUGAGGCGUCACGGGGUGGCAGGAUAUAUUUUGUAUUGAAGGCCUAAAUAUGUUCAUGCCAUCUCCUCAGCUCUGCUGUUGUUACCAUUUAGCAUCUUUUAAUGCUUGAAACAAAAAUCAGUAGUGGCUAAAAGUUAAAAUUGAAAAAAUAAGCAACAGAAAUCCUGUUGGUCUGAAGUUUGAAGCAGGCAGGAAGAAUAAAGGCUAAUUUUGACAAAAACAACAGGAUGCAGUUGACUGUGUGGAGAGGAAGCGCAUGUAGUUUGGUGCUUUUUUUGGCCUUGUGCUGGUUAUAACUGGACUGGGUGAAAUUGGCAUUUUUUGCCAGCGUGGGAGCAGACUUGUGAGGAAGAUGAUGGUGGUGACGUUGAUGAAGAUGACAUAAACAGUGACCCAUCUCCUCCUAGAGCUGUAUAUAAAAGUGUUUCCCAGUGGGGGAAAAAAAUGGCACCGGCUCCCCUUUUUGUACAGUAGAGUUGACCAGGCUAACAGUUUGGUGUGUUCAUACUAGUGUUUGAUCAGAGUUCUAUUCAUUGUGCCUUGUGUAUGUAUGUGUGUGUGUGUUUCUGUAAGUCUGAGUGAGUGUGUGAGAGGGAUUGAGAGAGAAGAGGUGAUCGGUCAGACCUCUCUGAUGUUCAGCUAAGGAGAGGACUACUUUACACUGAGUGAGAUCAUUAGUGGAUGCAUGGAGGGAGACACCUGUAGGGUUGGUUGUGUAUUUCAGUUGUUUAAAGAUAUUCUGAAUGUACAUAAAAAAAAAAAAAAAAAAAAGGAAGCUCUCGUUGCGUGAUGCCACAGAGUCUGUGUAUAUAGGAGGGCUCUGCAAUAGAUUACUUAUGGUUUUUGGUACUCUGUCUUUGGGGAUUGGGGGAGGGUUCACAGAUAUUUUUAGUUUAGAGUUACAAAAAAAUAUUUGCACACUAUAUUUUGAUUGUUUUUUGUACCAAAGACACAUGCAACGAAAUGGCGACCAGCCAGUUAAAGUAAGGUUUUGCACAGCUUACCUGACGCCGUAUUGAAUGUAAGAAAUGUGGGAGGGUCAGGAAACUUCAUAGAACUGUGAAAUUAGCUUGGGUCCAAUUCUGUACAGAAAAGGAACAUUCAUUAAUUUUUUAAAAUCUAAAAAGUUAACCCCAUCUGUGGGCUUCUCCAGUAGAUUUGUUGCUUAGGAAGCACUUCAUUCCUGAACUGAUUCCUCCCUCCACAAGCUAAUUGUGUUAAUGGCGCUAUCUAGGACAAAAACCAAGAGCGCUAGUAGAUAAGCUAUGUUACAUUUUUGCUUGUUUGUCAAAAUGUCACCAAGAAUAACCAAAAUGUUAUGUUCCUGUGUCACUUUGUUUGAUUUCUGUAUGUAGACGAGGUCUAGUUCAUCAACAAAAUAUUAACUGAAUUGUGUUUUAAAGUACUGUAUAUAGAAACAUUAAUGAUAUAUCUAUCAAUGGUGAAAUGCCACUUUUCAUGACAAUUGGUUCAUUUUUAAGCAUGACACAUUUCUAAAGCAUAUCCUUGCAUUGAGAAAGUUAGAGGAAAAAAUAUAAAAAAACCAAACAAAAAAAAAGUUCUUGUUAUAUUUUUAUAUUUUAGCUGCUUGCUAUCUUUCCUGUUGGUUUGGAGGUAUUCAUUGGUCAGAUUCAGUGGAGGGAAAAAAAAGGAGAAGGGUCUUAAAGAGCAGCCAGUCAAUCUGAUAGUUUGUACACGACACUUGACCUCUCCUGUCUCCUUGCUGUCUGAGUGAAAUACAGAGAAUCAGGACUGGAUUUAUUUAAAACACACAAUGCAGCGAAGCCAUGGUCUAGUUUUGAAUGGUCUAUAAAGAGAAUGAGGACAUGCUGUCUUUAGCGAGGACAGUGACGGGUGCGAGAAAGCAAGAAACUCGGAGGACAACAGUGUGGAGGUGUGAGGGCAGAUAAGGAACCAGCUGCAGUGUUGUCAGAGAUGCUGUUAGAAAGCCAAAGCCAUUUUGAAUUUGUCCCAGAUUGAUCUGAAUUCAGCACUGCACAUUGUCUUAUUCCCUCUUUAAACCAUGAAGUCAGUUGAAUUUUUGCAUUUCCUGGGAAUGACGUUGCUGUCUUUGAGGUUGUGUCGCUGAAUUUUAUCUGUGCCUGGCCUUGCCUUCGGUCCUCAGCUUCCAUCCCUCUCGACUGAUCACAACAGUUAAAAAAAUCACUUUGUUCACCAGAACACACACACACACACACACAGUUACAGUAAUAAGGCCACAAACUGGCACCGUGUUCAACCUUUAAAAAUGCAUGAUGCCUGUAUGCUUACCUCCCUGCUGCCUCCUUGGAGGAAGCACUGACAUUCCCAGGAAUUUCAAAAUUCAGCCCAAAUUCACUCGGUUAGUGGGCUAAUAAAACAAAAUGUGUCUGACGAGGCUGAAUUCAGCUUAGUUUGAGUUGAAGAACGUACACCGACGAUGGUGAUGCAGAGCUGUGGUUUUUCUGUAUCGUGUGAUUGAAUAACAGCUAGUGCUACACAAAUAUGUAUUUAUAUAUAUAUAUAUAUGUAUAUAUAUAUAUACAUAUUUUUUUUUUUUACUGUUUUCUGUUCCGUCUAAAAAGGGAGAAAUGGUGCUUUUUCUGAAACUAGAAUGAUGAGUAUCCAUGAUUCUUAUUUGACUUCUUAGUCUAGUUGUAGCCGAAUGACUUGCUCUCCCCCCUACCGUCCACAGCUAUUUUCUUAGUAGUGAUUCAUUUUUGUAAAUAGACUAUAAGUUAAUAUGUAUCUUCUAAAUGUUAGAUAUAUGUAUAGAAUACUCUAUCUUAUAUGUUUAAAAACAAAAGCACUUUGUCCAAAAAAGGAAAAAACAAAACAAAAAGAAAAGCAUUUUUUUUCUUCCAUUUGCUGCUAAAAGGCCUGGUGUGAAUGCUGCAAGUGUACUUGACGACUACUUGCUAGGACCGGUCUAUUACCUGACUUGGCUAAGUCUAUAAACUAGCAAGGAGUAGGUCUACAGCCUGAUGAGAAUUAGAUCUACAUAUUUCUGGAGCCAUGUAAUGAUAUGAGGCAUUGUAUGAGAGCGUAUCAUUGCUUGGCUUCGGGAGGCCCAGUGUCUUGGCUAUGCCUGUUUCUGUGACGGGAUAGGUGUAUGUCCUGGUCGGAGGCCGUGUGGAUAAUGUGUUUGUGGUCUUAAAAAAAUAUAGAGGGUUUUGAUUCCAGGGCCCCUACGUUGAUCCUGAUGCUGACCCCCUUGGCGUCAUGAUUCAUUUGCCUUCAGUAGAGGUUUCCUAUGGAAAAACUGAUUCUGCUUUGGCUUCCUCUUCAGGGUGAUGUACAGUGUAGACACAUUUCUCCAGAGAGCUAUAUUGUUAUCAUUUGUAAACUGAUUUCUACUUGUGACUUAAUGAGGAGGGGUUUAGCCUGGGGCGGCCAGGAAGAGCCAGUUUGAAAGAUGUUGUUCCCGGCCGCCUUGGGGGAAGUUACUAUAUCACUGUACUGUAUGGCAAGCCAAUUACAAAUGGAGACUCAAUCCGGACACUUAUUGCCUUCUUAAAUAACCUUUCACAUACACACAAACAAAAAUAAUAACACAGCAGACAUGUCAUUUGCCAAGAGGCAAAUGCCCGAAGUUUAUGACAUUGCUCUGCUGAUAUACGGUCAACAACAACAACAAUAACAACAAAACCAUUCAGCCUGAUAGGCUCAAAACAACCUUGACUGAAGUAGCAGACAGGGAGAAUAUAUCUGAAAAUGGCUUCAAAUAUUUCAACUAUUUGAAGCAUUUUUUUUUUUCAGCUGUAAUUUCGCCCAGGUCUGGUAGGGGGUCAACAGUGGUUAAAGGGCUGCUGGUUGAGCCGGCAGCUUCGCGGCUGACGAGAGAAUUUAGCGUGUGUAUGUGUGUGUUUUGUUGUCGAUCACAAGGCUGGUUCAAGAAAGAGUCCUCACAGGUUUUUACAUUUAACAUGAUAGGUGCAAGCUGUGCAACUUUACAUUCAAACCAGGAGACUCUGUGGCAUUUUAACAGUCAAGGAAAUGAGUGAAAAUCCACGCCAGUAAAACUAUUCCUUAUUCUUUUUUUUUCUUUCUGAUGACAUAAAUCCUAUACAGUCAACUAUUAAGCUAAUAGAGUGUGUAACUUUGUGCUACUCUUGUCCAAUAAAAGCUAAGUGGAUCCAUAAAGCUCUUUUUCAGCAAAUCAGGGUAAUAUCGUUCUUCUAUCUGACAUAUGUGAUGACAUAUAAAAUCAAAAGAAAAUAUAUUUAUGUAUUCCAAUUAAUGUCGCCAUUCUUUACUAUGUACAAAAUAUCGUGAGUGUGUGCGUGUGUGUGUGUUAUGAAUUAUCAAUGUCAAUCAAUAUGGUGCAAUGCUCUCUACACAAGCUGAAAAAAAAGGCCAACAGACUUGUCACAAGAAUUCACAAAGUUUUCUCCGCUUUCUCCAAGACGAUAUUAAAACAUACUACAACAUUUCCCUCUCACAAAGGAUUUGACUCUGAUUUCCAGCCAUGAUCCGACUAGAGUUUGUCACAUGGUGCUGAUUACUUUUCAUUAUCCAAGAAAUAAUCCAAGAAUUAAACUGGCAUCUGCAUUCAGAUCCACUCAAACAAUGUCCAUGUGACUGAUUAUUGUUCUCAUACCAGACUCCCCCCCCCCCCCCGAUCAUUUUCAUUGAUUCUAACUGUCCCUGUUGGACCAAUCAGAAGAAGCUUCACACUCAGUCUUGCUCUAAAUGGUGAUUUCUGUAUUCUUGACCUGUAUGAUCAUUAUUGUUAAGCACACACAUUUUUCUUUGUAAAAGCCAAACUCUUGGAUUUGAUACCACUACCCAAAGUCACGGAGGAUCUUUAUUCCAUUUGAGAGGAACAAAAUGUUCAGCAUAACUGCAAAAUAAAUAUUCUGGUGUAUUAGGAUAUUGUUCUUGUUUGGCUGAUCUCUGCAAGGAUUUUAAUAGCAACAAAACAAUGUUAACACAAGAAAAUUGAAAAAGCAACAUGUUGCUAUAUAUCCAACUUAUACAAAACAAUGUUCAGAGGAAUUAUUUGGUAACGUUUUGAUUUUAAAGUCCAUAAUGUCAGAAUAAUUUCAAAGAAGUUUCCUAGAAAGAACUGUGUAACUUGGUAAUAAUUACAGGGAAAAGAGAGACAUUGUUCAAUUUAUACACAUCCAAUUAAUUAAUCCAAGUAACAUAACCCAGAGAGUCUUUUAGUCAGUGCAAAGCAGGUCAGCUGAACUUGCAAAAAAUUGGAAAUUAGUCGACAAGCCAACCUAUAAUUCAGCAUAUAUGAAGAGUUUUAAAGUUUACAAUAAUACACAAAUAUUUAGUUGGUUUAAAGCUGCUCUAAUCAAGUUGUCAUCAUAGUGACUCCAUGGAGCAUGUUAGCAGCAUUUAGUUCAUUGUUUUGGUUUGCAGCUGCAAGUUUGCUGUUUUGGUUGACUCUCACUGUUCUCAUCAGCGUGUCCGCAGUUGAUAAACCAACUGUACUUUAUCUGCACAGCACCAAAAAGCAGACAGACAAAGUUAUCGACUAGCUGUUGAACAUAGUGGAGCAUCUAGCAGCUAAGAGCUGCAUAUUUCCCUCAUGAGUUGGUGGAGACCAAAAUUGAGCUAAAAGAAGAUUAAAUAUUGGACUUGUUGGACAGAAACACAAGAACUUUAUGAGGUGAAACGUCAUGGUGUUUACAGCUUGUUCUGCUGCCUUCAAGUCAUUAAAACUCAAGUUAAUGCAGGUUUAGAUGGAGAACUUCUGUCAAAUAAAUGUUCUGUUUUCCUUGUAGUUAGUACCAAAGUACACUUCUCUCCUGGAAACUUCUUAGGAAAUCACUCAGCAGUAAAAUUAACGUUACCAAAUAUUCUUGACUUUAUAAA